ACAUGGCCUACUGAACAACAGUCGACAGAAAGUAGGCCUCUUCACAACUGAUUAUUCACUUUAAGCAUGCGAUCUAACAAAUAUUCAACUGUUAUUUUUAUACUCCAACUGCCAAUUUAACCCAAGGUAACAAUUAUCAUCUGAACUGAAAUGAAACCCAAUUUAAUAUCAGAAGAAUCUGAGAAUGAUGAGAAGGGAGAUUUUAUACAAAUCUCUGGUCAUAAAGGGAUCUGUAAAUCAGCAUCGUCGAAAACUAUUUAUAAGAAACUUAAGAAUGGAAAUAACGAAAAUUAUGCCUAUUUAAAGGCUAUGGAAGAUGAAUAUGCCAGAGUUUGUAUUCCAAGAUUUUUUAGGGCUUUAAAAGACGGUGAUCAAGCUCUUAUCGAAUUGGAGAACUUAAUGCAGUACUUUAAAAGUCCAAAUAUUAUGGAUAUCAAGCUGGGCUGUAGGACCUUUGAAGAAAACGAGGUACAAAGUACUGUUUUACGGGAGGAUUUAUACGAUAAAAUGCUGAAAUUAUACCCCGACUGCUGUAGUGAGGAGGAGAAGAGGGAGAAAGCUGUGACAAAAUUAAGAUAUAUGCAAGUUAGAGAAAAAAUGUCUACUACUUCUAAGCUUUCCUUUAGGAUUGAGGCAGUUCAUAGUUCGACUGCAAAAUAUUCUCAGGACGUUAAAAAAAUCACUAAUUCCGUUCAAGUUUUGGAUUGUUUUAAAUUCUUUUUGAAUAAGGCUCACGAUAAAAGACUUUUGGAGACUUUAGUUGAAAGAAUUAAGCAAUUAAGAUGUAAUAUAGAGAAUAGUGAAUUCUUUCAAACCCAUCAAAUAAUAGGUAGUUCGUUACUGCUAAUACAUGACGGAUCAAAUUGUGGUGCUUGGAUCAUUGAUCUUGCACACGCAAUCCCCGCUCCUGACGGAAUACAGAGAUUGAAUCAUAGAAGCGAUUGGAAAUUUGGUAAUGGAGAAGAUGGAAUAUUAACUGGUUUAGACAACAUUAUCCGCCUAUUUCGAUCAUUCCUUUAGCAGUGAGAUUAAAAUUAAUAUUAUAUUUAGCAUUCAAAAAAAGAGAACUAUUUACAUUCAAAACAAAAAUAGAGUGAUGCCAAUUAAAAUUUUUAAGCCACUUAGAGUGCCAUAAAUCAUUAAAAUAAAUGCAUUAAUUGCAAACAAUUAAAAGAAAAAUAUAUAUUUAAAAUGGCUAUGGUAGUUAAAAUUGUAAUUUGAAGCUUAAAACAAAUUCCAUUUAUACAGUAUAAAUAAAAUUUGCUUUAUCUUUUCAUUGUCAUUCUACAAAUCAAAAUUGAUCUCAUUACCCUUUUGGUUUGUGUUUUUUUUUUUUAAAAGCGAGUUUGUCACACUCUGUUCUGCUGAAAGUUGUUUUGUCAAGUUUUUUUUUCCCAUUUUUAGGUUUAACGGUUUAAGUUGUUUGCUUAAGCUUUAUAAACUAUGGUGCUAUAAUUUCUUUUUUGUUAUGUAUAAAGAUUCAAAAUUACGCAGAAAAAAUUCCAAAUAUGCUAAAAUGGGAAAAAAGUACUUUUUAAGGUCUAGUUUACCAUUCCUCACGUGAAAAAUGAUUCUAUGCAAAACAAGAAAGAGAAACUUCCAAUGGCAAAAUAAUGUGUUAUAGACACAUAUACAAAGACAUAUAUAUAUAUAUAUAUAUAUAUAUAGGUAUAAACCAAAUCCACAUUAAGGGCACAAUUAAAAGCUAUCUUUCAAAGUUUAUUACAAAAAAUUUAUUAUUUAUAUAUAUGUUGUUCUGGUUUGUUUAUGUUUUGUCAAGGUUAAAUCCAAUAAAUUGGUAACUGCAG
Molecule: messenger RNA, 1808 nt
Organism: Dimorphilus gyrociliatus
Lineage: Eukaryota; Metazoa; Annelida; Polychaeta; Dinophilidae
Source: the annotation of a GenBank genome assembly